Messenger RNA from Aureobasidium pullulans EXF-150, 3321 nucleotides. RefSeq lists its product as uncharacterized. The record is from RefSeq and is a predicted model, not a curated record. Lineage: Eukaryota; Fungi; Ascomycota; Dothideomycetes; Dothideales; Saccotheciaceae. Gene Ontology annotation, biological process: regulation of transcription by RNA polymerase II. The coding region runs from base 1 to 3321 and encodes 1106 amino acids. Gene Ontology annotation, cellular component: SLIK (SAGA-like) complex; SAGA complex. Gene Ontology annotation, molecular function: structural molecule activity; protein heterodimerization activity. The transcript has 4 exons.
AUGAACAAUAAGGAGCGCUCGAGACCCGCCUCGGCCAGCAAUUCUCUUCAUCGACAGAAGUCUACCGUCCGUCUCAGUCCUGCGCCGCUGCUGCGAGAUGCUUCAAUUGCUCCCACAUCCCGUGCCGACUCCAUCCCCCACGACCACCUUGACCAUGACCCUGAUCAUGAUCGCGAUCCCGAUGACGACGAUCCGCUCCAUAUCGCCUUGAAGGCUCGCUUUGAUCUCUCGCAAUCAAAAAUUGCCCAUCUCUUUGCGCGCCAUACCGUAUCCGCUCCAGAACCAGACUCCAAAUCUUCUCGUCCCGCUCGCGACCAAUCCUCCGACCACCACUCCACUCCACCCCCACCUCCUCCUCCAAAAAGACCCGCGCGUACCAUUGACGAAGACGAUUAUGGCGACGAUGACGAUGACGAUGACGAUGAGGAAGAGCAUGUCUCACAGGUCCAACCAUCACAACCCACUGCCGAGUCUCCUCCGCGCUCAAAACACUCUGCCUCGCCAUCAUUACCCCUCAAGCCCACCCUUACGCGCACGAGCACUUCCUCCCACUCUUCGGAUCAUAUCAAGUCUUCAGAAGAUGUGCGCAAGAAACUCGAGCAAGACAAAAAGGCUGCCGAGGACAUGGCGCGAAAGAGUUUCCAUAUCAUGUUCUACACCCUCGAGGCAGAUCGAGAUGCCAUGAUGGAACAGCAAAAACUCGACGACCUGGACAGACAGGUCGAGAACGAAAUGUCUGGCGCUUCCAAUCCCGCUCCAACAUCGGACCCCUCUGGCAUCCAGCAAGGGUCUCUCAGCAAUGCCGACCUUGGUGCUUCGAGCUUGACCUUGAAGAAUCUUAUCGCCCGCAUAGAUGCCAAAAGGACCAUGGUCAACGCGAAUGAUACACAACUACGUACCCUCAUUAGUGAAGUUCGCAAAGGACGCAGCAAAUGGGCCAGUGAGGAGAAGAUUGGCCAGGAAGAACUGUACGAGGCCGCCGAGAAGGUCCUGAUGGAGUUGAAAGCAAUGACCGAAUACUCGACUCCCUUCCUGCAGAGAGUGAAUAAACGAGAUGCUCCCGACUAUUUCCACAUCAUAAAACAACCCAUGGACAUUGGCACGAUGAUCAAGAAGCUCAAGAGCUUUUCUUACAGAUCCAAAAAGGAGUUUGUCGGGGAUCUGAAUCUCAUUUGGGCCAAUUGUCUUACCUACAAUGCAGAUCCCGCUCAUCCUUUGCGCAAGAAGGCCCUGUACAUGCGCAAGGAGACUGACAAACUAGUUCCUUUGAUUCCUGACAUUGUCGUCAGAGACAGGGCAGAGGUUGAAGCAGAGGAGAGACGGCUACAGAACUUGGAUGUCGACCUCGAGGGAGGAGAAGACAGUGAUGAUGAUCAACCCAUCAUGGCAUCACGUGGUCGCAAAGCCCCGGGCAAGAGCAAGAAGGGGCAGUCCAAUCCUACCCGACAGACUACUCCAGGUGCUCCCGAGAGUACACCAGCUGCCGAAUCUAAGCCCGCAAUCCACGCAUCAGCUUCCAGCUUGCGCAAUGAGUUCCUGCGUGCCGAUUCUGAUGCCCCUGCGGAGGCUAGCUCAAAUGGCUUUUCUACGCCUCCUCCUCCCGGUACUGCUACUCCUCUUGGGACUAACGGCUUGAGCCAAGUCGAUCUGAUGGAAGUCGACGGAGUGGGGAACUCGAUCGCCAUAGGCUCUCAAACCAUGGAACCUGAUGAGGACGACGCCGAGUUCAAGACCUGGAAACAAGUCACCAAAAAGGACAGAGCCAUGGCUGCUGCGGAGAGGAACCGCUUGUUCCGUGGCGAUCAUUUGAAUCCCGAUGAACCAGCAUUGUUACGCUCAAAAGCAGGGAUGCGACGAUGGCUUCGUCAGCAGAAGCAGAUCAUGCUAGAGCCAAACAAUGCAAUUUCGAAGACUGAUUCUGAAGAACCGGAACCGGAUGCAAGUACUACGGGCGAAACUCUUGCCGAGGUUGAGAAAGACCAAGAUCGGACACUCCCUGAUUAUUACGACGUUCUGGCAGCGAUCCCUGACUUGAACGAGCAGAUGAGGUGGACAGAAGACUCGGAAGGCAAAGUGAUACCUCAAGUUGAGGAAUAUUUACGAGUGUUCCCACAAGAGCAGUUCGUAUCCUCAGAAAGCGGUCUCACAAAGCGCAUGGAAGCGAACAUGAGGCAGAUGCAAGAGACUCGGAAGAUCUGCGCAAAAAUCGGCAUCGUCAAGCAGAUGCAGAUACAGGCUCAGACGUACCAAAAUCAGUUCCAGAAAUACGAUCCUCAACCGUUCGUAGAACAAGAUAUUGGCGCAGUCGCUGUCUCUGAAGACGGCCCAAUCAUGUCACCAUGGGUUUGCCGUGCGGCCUUCCAGAGAGCGGUAGGCAAAAUUUUCUACCAUGCUGGUUUUGAAGACUUCCAGCCCUCUGCACUUGAUGCAGUCACCGAUAUUGCCAGCGAUUUCUUCGGCAAGCUGAUUAGGACCUUCACCCUAUACAAUGAAGCCCCCAAGGAUGAGCUGGAUGCUCACAGUUUCAGCGCUGAGGAGCAGGUCCUCCACUGCCUUCACAAAAACGGGUUGGAUCUGGAAUCUCUCGAAACUUACGUCAAAGACGACGUUGAGAGAUUGGGGUCCAAACUAGGAGUAGUCCAUGAGCGCAUGAAGGCGCAUCUUGCUGACUUACUUCGUCCCGCUUUGGGCGACAGUGUUGGAGCAGAUGGUGUCGGUGCAUUCAACGACGGCAGUGAUCAAUUCACGAGUGGUGACUUCGCUGCUGAUGUCGAUGAAGACUUCUUUGGCUUCAAAGAGCUCGGUCUGGCUGAAGAAUUUGGUCUGGAGAGCCUCAGCGUUCCUCUACAUCUACUGCAGAACCGCAUGCACAGCGCCUACCAAGCAAACCAUACCAGUUUGAUCACCUCCUCCGGCAUUGUGUUUCCUGUACCUGCUCCUUACGAUCCUAUUUCGACGGAUAAUCUACCUUCGCAGAUCGGCUUGGUCCAAGACUUCUUCGCAACCAAGUUGGCCGCGAACCAAGGAAGACCUCUAGUUGAUGACGAAGAUCUACCUACCAAGCAGCGAUUCCCUCGACCUCGCCUGCCACCGACUGGAAAGAUCAGCAGUCCGAGAAAACGACCCAUCAGAGAGCAACAGCAAGCCGCAAAGAAGCGCAGGAAGCUCGAGGAGAGUAAGGACGACGGCAAACUCGUAAGACCGAUCGGACAAUUGAAAUUGGCGAUGCCAGGAGCCAAAGACAAAGGUCCAGAACCAGAAAAAGAGCACGAAGGGAAAAACGCCAUGAUGAGUCCUCCGGAGAGCAUCACCGCCAGCUAA